This is a messenger RNA of Osmia bicornis bicornis, 12439 nucleotides long. It is a transcript of the gene Dnah3, whose product is annotated as dynein axonemal heavy chain 3-like. The coding region runs from base 420 to 12323 and encodes 3967 amino acids. Lineage: Eukaryota; Metazoa; Arthropoda; Insecta; Hymenoptera; Megachilidae. The record is from RefSeq and is a predicted model, not a curated record. The transcript is spliced from 12 exons. Gene Ontology annotation, biological process: microtubule-based movement. Gene Ontology annotation, molecular function: dynein light intermediate chain binding; ATP hydrolysis activity; ATP binding. Gene Ontology annotation, cellular component: dynein complex.
AUGUUUUGUAUACUGUGGUUACAUUCGUUCCUAGUCAAUACAAAAAAUUCAUACAAUUUUAGAUUACUAUUGUCCAUCACUGUUGCUAUAGUUUCAUUCUUGUUUGUAUAUACCUAUAACCAUCAUUAUUCCUACUUCAAGGUAUUUAGUAGAUAUUUCAUUAAAUAAAGGUAAUAUAUUUCAUAUUAAAAUUAACUUACUUAUUACAAGGUUUUUUUUUAAACAUAAUUUAAAACUUUGUAUACUGAUUAGUACAGUGAUUGUUGUCUGCAAUUGGCAUAAACACGAAAAAUAUUAAGAGAUUAUUCACAGGACAAAAUCGCAUCAUGUGAACAUUUAUAUAGGCAUGAAAAGUUAAUAUAAAAUAAUGGAAGUACAUUUAUACUCAUAAUCUUAAUCAAAUUCAUGUAAAAGGUAUAAUGAAUCAAAGACAGUAUUCGCAAUGUAGUCUGAGUUGUGAUCAAAAGCUUACUGAUCCAUCUCAGAAUUCCAUUCAACAAUGUAAAACUAAUAUACAGCAAGAAACUUUAAAACAAUCUGUGAAUCUGUUGCCGAACAGUAUAAUUUGCUUAAAAGAUCUAGCUGAUGGCACAUGGUUAUGGAGAAAAUCUCAUAUGAAACCCCUUAAAACAUGUAAGAGUAACAGGACAAUAAAAAAACUAAAGAUGAUUAAGUCAUCAAAAAGAAAAGUGUGCAUAAACGAAGCAGAAAUUCCGAAAUCCAUAGAGGAACAGAUAAGCAUUUUAUUGGAAGAAAUUAAUAAGGAACAAAAGGAAAAAGAGCAAAUAAAGGAAGAUCAUAAUAACUCAAUAUAUUUAAAAAAUUAUUGUAGUCCUAAAGAUGAUGUACCUUACUAUGACUACAAUAAUUUUCAAGAAGCAAGAAAACGUAUUAUUGGCAAGCUUCAAAGACGAGAAGACUUUGAGGAACAACUGACUAAACUCGAAUUAGAAGUUAUUGAAGAUUAUAAGGAAUUUCUAAAAUCGUGUAUAGAAUAUUCAGUUUUGAAUAUGCGAGCACCUGUUCCUUGGCAUCAAUUCAAAGUUACCGCUAAUCAUUUUAUGCAAUAUAAUCUAUUUAUCGGAAAUGAGAUAUUAAAGGAUAUUCAAAAUUUAUACUUCUUUAAGUAUCAAGAUGUAAUGAUAAUCAACAUUCGAGAUAUAGGAAUACUUCCUAUUUCUGCUUUCGAAAUAGAACCGAAAAUCAAUCUUUUAUGCGAUAAGGCUAUGCACUUACUUAUUAAAGAAUGGUUGGCUGAUGUUGCGGAUAUUUUUUUGGAGAAAAAGCACGUUUGGUCUUUCUACGUCCAAAAACACUACAAAGCAUCAACCGUAUUGAUUGAAAAAUAUUUUCGAAGCGUUAAUACUCUUUUGUCCAGGCAAUUACGAAUGAUGGUAAUGAAAACGCUCAGUCAUGUCAAAGAGUAUUUUAUGGAAUACAGCGGUGGAAAUUAUUUCAAGGGUAAUUAUGAGGAUCUGAUGUUUUUAAAACCACCUUUUAUGACAAUAACUGUGGAACCAGAACUUGGUACAGCGAAUUUACAUUGCAGACCAAGUAUCUCAGAAGUUCGUGAAAUCAUUUCAAGAUGUUUCGAUAAGAUUAUCACAAUCACUACAAUGAUUCCAAAAAUUGAGACUAUUCUGUUUCCUGAAUUAGAGAAACAAGAAUUUCUCUCCUCUGCUUCACGAUACGAAGAUGUGGUAUACAAUAAAAUUAAUACUGUACUAAACGUUGUCAGUGUUCACGCUGAGGGUCCUGAAAUUUAUUUACAAUGUUACGAAGAUUUAUUGUAUAUUAUCGAUGGUCAAGCGAAAAAAAAUCUAGACAACUUCUUCAGGAUCGAACCAAUGCCAUUUCUGCGUGAAUUCGAACAAAGGAUAAGGAGUUACGAUGAUAUCAAGAAAGAAAUCUUCAUGUUUCGUAACAAGAUCCCUCUUAAUAUGAUAGAAGUUGAUUGUACCAUUGUGAAUGACACUCUGAGACAAGUUUUACACGAACUCCGAACUGAAAUCUGUGACUUCUUUGCGAAUGACUUACGAUCAAAUAAUCGCGAGUUGUGUUCAACUUUCGAUACAAUAGCUGAAAACAUUUCGAAAAUGCCAGAGAAGACACGAGACGUCGUUGAGUUGUACAAUUAUCUAUGCGAAAGUCGGGAUUCAACUAUGUUCAAUCUGAAACGAAAAUUGGCAUUUUCCGUAGAAUUAAUUUUAUUUCUAUUCGAUUAUCAACCGCCAACGGACGAGGAUAUACAAUUAAACGUCCGUACUAUAACAUGGCCGAAGGAAAUGGAGAAUGUAAUGGAACUGGCUAACACUAGAUUAAACAUGAGGAAGCAAUUCCUGGAGGAUCUGUUACGAUCAAGAAGGGACAACUUUGAACAAAAAAUAUUCAAUCUCGAGUUGGCGAUUGAUGAAUUUAAGAAGAAAGAUCCCCCUGUUUUAAACAUAUAUGAAAUGGAGGAGGCAACCGAGGAGAGUGAACAGCUUUCCAAAGGAAUGGAGGAGAUUCGAAAGGAAGCCGAAGAGAUAAACGAAGAAGAAGCUCUUUUGGACAUGGAAUUAAGUCCUUACUUAACACUCCCUGCCAUGUCUGCAAUAGUGAAUACAUUGGAUACUCUUUGGCAUACUGUUUACAAUUUCCAUGUACACUAUGAUAAAUGGUUUAACGGUCCAUUCUUGGGUCUCGACGCCGACGUGAUUCAAGAAGAAACCGACAACACUUGGCGAACAUUAUACAAACUGGCACGUUUGCUUACCGAUAUCCCUGGUGCUAGGAGAGUUACCGAAAUGGUGCGAGGAAAAGUGGAGAAAUUUAAACAAUUUGUCCCUCUUUUAUUAAUUAUAUGCACGCCUGGAUUACAACACCGACAUUGGGAGCAAAUGAGCCACCUGGUCAAUAUAGAUGUAACACCAUCGGAGACAACUAGUUUAGCUAAUAUGGUAGAAUUAGGAUUAUUAGCCCACAUAAGUAAACUAGAAGAAAUAUCAUCGGCUGCUGUCAAGGAGCACGCUCUGCUACAAAAUUUACAGAAGAUGAAGGAUGAAUGGUCUGAGAUUGAAUUUAACUUCAUGCCGUACCGCGAGACAGGUGUCUUCAUUUUAACCGCUGUAGAUGAUAUUCAAGUACUUCUCGAUGAUCAUAUUUUGAAGGCUCAAACGAUGAGAAGUUCCCCGUUUGUAAAAGCAUUCGAAAGCGAGAUGCAAACUUGGGAAAAUAAGUUGCUGAUGAUGCAAGAUAUCAUUGAUCAAUGGUUAGUAUGUCAAUCGACGUGGAUGUAUUUAGAGCCGAUAUUCAGUAGCGAAGAUAUCAUGAGGCAAAUGCCAACAGAGGCGAAGAAUUUUCGUAGGUUGGACAAGAUUUGGCGUGGCAUUAUGUCCUACGCUGUUGCUAAUAAACGAGUACUGGAUGCUACUGGUAUGAAAAAUAUGUUGCAAGAAUUAACAUUGUGUAAUGCGCUAUUGGAAGAGAUACAGAAAGGUUUGAACGAUUAUCUCGAGAAGAAACGUUUAUUCUUUCCAAGAUUUUUCUUCUUGUCGAAUGACGAGCUUCUGGAAAUCCUGUCUGAAACAAAGGAUCCUCAGAGAGUACAACCUCAUUUGAAGAAAUGUUUCGAGGGUAUUAGUAGGCUACGAUUCACCAAGGAUGAAGAAAUCAUCGGGAUAUUAUCCGCCGAAGAAGAAUAUGUUCAUUUGAGCGGCAAGAUUUAUCCAGCCGAUGCUAAAGGUUUGGUAGAGAAAUGGCUGAGUCAAGUUGAACAACUUAUGGUUACUUCUCUUCGCGAUAUUGCUGAAGAAAGUAUCAUUGCAUAUUUCACUGCUAUCAGAGAAGAAUGGAUAUUCGCUUGGCCCGGUCAAAUUGUUAUCUGUGUUAGCCAAAUACAUUGGACCAGCGAAGUCUGCGAAUCAUUUGAAAAUCAUUCUACUUCUGAUUAUUUGAAGCAAUGCAGUCUUCAGAUUGAAAGCACCGUUACUCUAGUCAGAGGAAAAUUAGAUCCAGGUGCAAGAAUAACGAUCAAUGCUUUGAUCGUGAUAGACGUGCAUGCACGAGACGUAGUGAAGCUACUUGUUGAUAAAGAGGCGUCCGAUGUUAUGGACUUUAACUGGAUAUCACAGUUAAGAUAUUAUUGGUCAGACAAUAGUAUUAUUGUGUCGAUAAUCACGACUAGUGUAGCAUAUGCUUUUGAAUAUCUUGGCAACACCCCAAGACUUGUAAUAACACCUUUAACCGAUAGAUGUUAUAGAACCUUAAUGAGUGCAUUGAAAUUAAAUCUUGGAGGUUCUCCAGAGGGUCCAGCAGGAACUGGUAAAACAGAAACAGCAAAGGAUUUGGCAAAGGCUGUUGCCAAGCAGUGUAUUGUUUUCAAUUGUUCAGACGGACUUGAUUACAAAGCAAUGGGUAAAUUUUUCAAAGGACUAGCUCAAUCUGGAGCAUGGGCUUGUUUUGAUGAAUUCAACAGAAUUGAAUUAGAAGUCCUCUCUGUAAUUGCACAGCAAAUUUUGUCCAUUCAAAUGGCUGUCAGCUCAAAAUUGGAAAGAUUCUUGUUCGAAGGUACAGAGAUCAAAUUAAAUCCUACUUGCUAUAUUAUUAUAACGAUGAAUCCUGGUUAUGCUGGGCGUCAAGAACUUCCUGACAAUUUGAAGGUCCUCUUCCGUACAGUAGCAAUGAUGGUACCAGAUUAUGGUAUGAUAGGAGAGAUUACUUUGUACUCUUUUGGUUUCAUCGAUGCGAAAAAUCUUGCGCAAAAGAUAGUUCACACUUACAAGCUAUGUUCAGAGCAAUUAAGCUCUCAAAAUCAUUAUGAUUACGGUAUGAGAGCUGUGAAAACUGUGCUCACUGCUGCAGGAAACUUGAAGCUGAAAUAUCCGACCGAGAACGAAUCGAUUUUAAUUCUUCGAGCUAUCAUUGAUGUUAAUCUACCGAAAUUCUUAGCUCAAGAUAUUCCAUUGUUCAAUGGAAUCUAUACAGAUCUAUUUCCUGGUAUCAGUCUUCCACAACCGGAUCGUGAUGAAUUAAUCAAUUUAUUGAGAGUUAUUUUAGAGAAACGUAAUCUGCAAGAUACACCUUGGUACAUAGACAAAAUAAUUCAAAUUUAUGAGAUGAUACUGGUACGCCACGGUUUGAUGGUCGUUGGACAAACGUUAAGUGGAAAGACAAAAGCAUAUCAAAGUCUGGCAGAAGCUUUGGGUGAUUUAGCUGGUGUACGACGUGCCGCUAUGAGAGAAUAUCAAACUAUUUACAAAAUAAUUAAUCCAAAAGCAAUUACUUUGGACCAACUGUAUGGUAGUUUUGAUCCGUUGUCCCACGAAUGGAGCGACGGUGUUUUGGCUAAUAUUUUCAGGGAAUUUGCACAAUCUAUGUCUAUUGAACGUAAAUGGAUCAUAUUUGAUGGUCCUGUCGAUGCGGUGUGGAUCGAAAGCAUGAACACCGUGCUCGAUGAUAAUAAGAAACUGUGUUUAAUGUCGGGAGAAAUCAUCCAGAUGUCGUCCAAAAUGAAUAUGAUGUUUGAGCCAGCUGAUUUGGAGCAUGCUUCUCCGGCUACUGUCAGUAGAUGUGGAAUGAUUUAUAUGGAACCAUCUCAGCUUGGUUGGAAGCCAUUAUUUGAAUCAUACAAAAAGUAUCUCAAGAACAAACUACUUUUUGAACAAUAUGAACUCAUUGUAGAGUUGGUCGAAUGGUUAACAGUGCCUAUUUUGUUUUUUAUAAAUCAUUAUUGUAAAACAUUUAUUGAAAUGCCAGAGCUACACAUGUUUCUUUCUUUUACCAGACUCCUCACCACAAUGUUGGAUGAAGAGACACAAGUCAGCACAGUAUGGCUUCAGUGUAUUUUAUUGUUUACUAUGGUUUGGGGAAUGUGUUCAACAUUAAUCAGCGAUAGCAGGAAGGCUUUUGAUGUUUAUUUAAGAAAAUUAAUACUCGGGAAUGAUGACGAAUAUCCUAAACCAAAAGCUUUUAAAUUAACAAAGCAACAAUUAUUCCCUGAUAAAGGUACCGUUUAUGAUUGGAUAUACGAUAAAAGAAAUAAUGGAUGUUGGAUAGCUUGGAUGGAUACAACGCUACAGAUGUCAUUAUUACCGGAAUUAAACUCUAAUAAAUUAAUUGUACCAACGACCGAGGUAAUAAUACAGUAUUUUUUCCUGAAAAACCUUCUUCCAAGAUCGAUACCUAUUAUGUUCGUCGGACCAACUGGUACCGGAAAGUCUGUAAUUAUUUUGGAUUAUUUAGAAUCUUUACCCAGGGAAGAAUACAUAGAAAACGUGAUAAACUUUAGUGCACGUACAAGUGCCUCGCAGACUCAAGAAAUAGUAAUGUCAAAAUUGGAUCGUCGAAGGAAAGGCGUUUAUGGUCCACCGAUGGGGAAAAAGUGUAUAUUGUUCGUUGAUGAUUUAAGCAUGCCACAGAAAGAAAUGUACGGUGCACAACCACCUAUAGAACUCAUUCGACAAUGGUUAGAUCAUGGUCAUUGGUUUGAUUUAAAAGAUACAACAAUGUUAUAUCUAGUAGAUAUAUUCCUAAUUUGUGCUAUGCAACCACCUGGAGGUGGUUCCAAUGUAGUCACAUCUAGAUUAACCAGACACAUGCACAUAAUUGGUAUUGAUUUUUUUGAAGAAGCUACGAUGACCAAAAUUUUCUCCUCGAUUCUCGACACCCACUUCGCAAAAGGAUUUGUUUCAGAGGUUUCAAGAUUAGGAAAAAUGGUAGUUAAUGCUACCAUGGACAUAUUCCUCGGCGCUAUAGAAACCUUUUUACCUACUCCAGCCAAAAGUCAUUACGUAUUUAAUUUACGCGAUUUUAAUCGGGUCAUCAAAGGUAUACUUUUGGUACCGUCUUCUAGAAUGAACGAUCCUGAUAAAUUGAUCAGACUCUGGAUCCACGAGGUGUACAGAGUGUUUCAUGAUAGACUGAUCGAUAGCGAUGAUCAGGAAAAAUUAUUUAAAAUGGUUCAAUUUACUUGUUACGAUCAAUUACGGCAACCGCUGAAUAAAGUACUUGUUAGAUUACUGAAGGAAGAUGAAAAAGAUAUCCAAAGUUCUCAUAUACGUGAUCUAUUUUUCGGUAAUUAUAUAGAGCCUGAUGCUGAGCCUAAGAUAUACGACGAGGUGACCGAUUUAGAUGAUCUACAAACGAAAAUGGAUUACUAUUUAAUGGAAUAUAAUAUGCUGUCCAAGACACCGAUGUCUCUAGUUUUGUUUCGUUACGCUAUUGAACAUGUCUCACGUACAUCAAGAAUACUUUUACAAGAAAAUGGUCAUGCCCUUCUUAUAGGAAUGGGAGGUUCCGGUAGAAGUUCUUGCGCCAGAUUAGCCAGCAGCAUGUGCGAAUACAUGAUGCAACAAAUUGAAAUCUCCGUGUCUUACGGAAUUACCGAAUGGCGAGAAGAUAUGAAGAAUUUAUUGCUACGCGUAGGAUGCGAUGGAAAGUCUACGGUAUUUCUUUUCGGAGAUCAUCAGAUAAAAAACGAAUCUUUCAUAGAAGAUAUAAACAUGAUAUUAAACACAGCUGAUAUACCGAAUUUAUACAACACCGAAGAAAAGGCUGAAAUUUUGGAUAAAAUGAUGAACGUGAUGCACGAGACAGAAGGAAAAAGAGCAGAGACUACACCGACUGUUCUUUACAAUGUAUUCCUGGAAAGAAUAAAGAAAAAUCUUCACUUGAUUCUAACAAUGUCUCCAAUAGGAGACAAAUUUAGAAAUCGUUUAAGGAUGUUCCCUUCCCUGAUCAACUGUUGUACCAUAGACUGGUAUACUGUCUGGCCGGAGGAUGCUUUAGAAAAAGUAGCUAGAAUGUUCUUACAAAAUGUCAAUAUUAAUAACAAUUUAAGAGAGAACUGCGUUCAUUUGUCCAAACAGUUUCAUACAAGCAUAAUUACAGCUAGCGAAGAUUAUUACAGAACUCAAGGUAGGAGAUAUUAUGUGACUCCUACAAGUUUUCUACAACUGAUUAAAUCAUUCUGCAAGUUGUAUGAUCGCAAAAUAGAAGAGAUUACUUUGCAACAACUUCGUUAUGAAACAGGAUUAGAAAAAUUAGACUUUGCAGCAGGUCAGAUAGCUGUAAUGAAGGAAGAACUGCAAGCUCUACAACCGAAACUGUUAGCACAGUCUGAGCUAAGCAACAAACUUAUGAUUCGAAUAGAGCAAGACACCAUCAAUAUAGAAGCAAGGAAGGAAAUCGUAGGCGCUGAAGAAGCGUUAGCCAACGAAGCAGCUGCAGCUGCACAAGCUAUAAAAGACGACUGCGAAAGCGACUUGGCAGAGGCUACCCCAGCAUUGGAGGCUGCUUUGAUGGCACUGGACACACUGAAACCUGCUGACAUAAGUAUUGUACGAUCCAUGAAGAGUCCUCCAGCAGGUGUACGACUGGUGAUGGAGGCUGUAUGUGUAUUGAAGGGUGUGAAACCUGAGAAAGUUCAAGAUCCAGCAACUGGUCAGAUGACGGAAGACUACUGGCCAGCCUCUAUAAAGAUGCUUGGCGAUAUGAGAUUCUUGGAGAGUUUGAAAAAUUUCGACAAGGAUAAUGUACCACCGGCAUACAUGAAGAGGAUCCGCGAGAAAUUUAUAAAUGAUAGAAGCUUUCAGCCCGAAGCUAUCAAGAAGGUAUCCACUGCCUGUGAAGGUUUAUGCAAAUGGGUAAGAGCCAUGGAAGUUUAUGAUAGAGUAAUCAAGGUGGUCGCACCGAAACAAGCUAUGCUGGCAGAAGCGGAAGCUGCUCUGGCGGGUCAAAUGGAGGCGUUGAAUGCUAAGAGAGCUCUUUUACAAGAAGUCAGUCAAAAGUUACAAACUUUGAACGAUGAGUUUGCCGAGUGCAUGAGGGAGAAGAAGAAGCUAGAGGAUCAGAUUGAUUAUUGUAAAAAGAAAUUAGAUAGAGCUGAAAAGUUGCUCGGUGGUUUAAGCGGUGAAAAAGAUCGAUGGAGUGAAACAGCUUUUCUAUUAGGUGCUAGUCUCCAUAAUGUUAUCGGAGACGUUUUAUUGUCUUCAGCUGUGGUUGCUUAUUUGGGGGCAUUUACCGUUGAAUACAGGAAUAAAUUAAUCGCAGAGUGGUAUCUAUCUUGUUCAAAAUUCGCUAUUCCAUGCGGAAAGAAGUUUAGUUUGAUUGAUAUUUUAGGUGAACAGGUAGAAAUUAGAGCUUGGAUAAUCUAUGGUUUACCAGCGGACAGUUUUUCUGUGGAAAAUGGUAUAAUUGUAAAAAAUGCUGAUCGAUGGCCACUCAUGAUCGACCCUCAAAACCAGGCUAAUAAAUGGAUAAAGAAUAUGGAGAAACAGAACAAGCUAAUUGUUAUUAAACUUUCUGAUCCAAAUUACGUUCAAGUAGUGGACACUUGUAUACAGCUUGGAACACCAGUUUUGCUGGAGAAUAUCUUAGAGGAAAUAGAUGCGAUAUUAGAGCCUGUACUUCUUAAAAAUAUUUACAAAGAACGAGGUGUUUUGUACAUAAGAUUUGGAGAAAACGUUAUCGAGUAUAAUACUAAUUUUCGAUUUUAUCUUACAACACGUUUAAGAAAUCCACAUUAUUUGCCAGAGGUGGUUGUUAAAGUGACUUUAUUAAACUUCAUGAUCACUCCUCAAGGACUUCAAGAUCAAUUGUUAGGUAUAGUUGUUGCCAAAGAAUUGCCUGUUCUGGAGGAGAGAAAAAAUCAAUUGAUAGUCGAAGGUGCAAAUAAUCAAAAAAUGUUGAAAGAGAUAGAGGAUAAGAUAUUGCAUGUUUUAUCCGCGUCAGAAGGUAACAUUCUUGAAGACGAAACGGCUAUUACAAUAUUAUCGACCUCGAAGAGUUUGUCUGAAGAUAUACAAGCGAAACAGGCUGUAGCUGUUAAAACAUCCAUACAAAUUGACAAUGCUCGUAACGAAUACAAGCCUGCCUCAGAGCACGGCUCUGUUUUAUUCUUUUGCAUUUCUGAAUUGACAAACAUUGAUCCUAUGUAUCAAUACUCUCUACCAUGGUUUAUACAUCUUUACGAAAUGUCCAUAAUUAACAGUGAACAAACCAAAGUCCUGACUGAUCGGAUUCAUAGUUUAAAUACUUAUUUCACUGCUAGUAUUUACAGAAACGUGUGUCGUUCUCUGUUCGAAAAGGAUAAAAUAAUAUUCUCGCUUGUCCUCUGCGUUGGUUUGUUACGUGCUGCUGGACAUUUAAACGAAGAAUAUUGGACAUUCUUGUUGACAGGUGGUGUAGCAUUGGAUAAUCCUUAUCCAAAUCCUGCUCCAUCUUGGUUGUCUGAUAGAUCUUGGACUGGAAUUGUUGGAGCUACAAAUUUGCUUGGACUUGAGAAACUGAAACAUUCAUUUGAAACGCAAACUUUGCAAUGGAAGGCUUAUUAUGAUUUAUCCAAUCCUCAGGAACAGCCAUUUCCACGUCCAUUCCAAGCAGAGGGUGAAGGUUUGAAGAAACUAUUAAUACUUAAAUGUGUAAGACCAGACAAAAUCGUGGCUGCUGUGAGAAUGUUUAUCAUACACCACAUGGGACAAUCUUUUGUAGAACCUCCGCCGUUUGAUCUGCAAGCAUGUUACAAUGAUUCUAGUAAUGUAACUCCUUUGAUUUUUAUUCUUUCACCUGGAUCUGAUCCAAUGGCUGCUUUGAUAAGAUUUUCAGAAGAUUAUGGAAUGUCGAAAGGAGAUCUUAUGACUAUAUCACUGGGACAAGGUCAAGGACCCAUAGCAGCAGGCAUGAUUGAUAAAGGAAUAAAGAGCGGAGAAUGGGUGGUACUUCAAAAUUGUCAUCUAGCAGUAUCCUGGAUGAAAGAAUUAGACAGAAUCUGCGAUGAAGUAAUUGUACCUGAAAACACUCAUCUGAAAUUUCGAGUAUGGUUAACUAGUUACCCAUCAAAGGAUUUUCCAAUCUCUAUUUUACAAAAUGGAGUUAAGAUGACUAACGAACCACCAAAGGGUUUGAAAAAUAAUUUACUCAGAAGCUAUCUGAACGAUCCGAUCUCGGAUAUAAAAUUCUAUGAAAAUUGCAAAAAAAUACUUGAAUGGAGACACCUCCUUUUUGCUUUAUGCUUCUUUCAUGCAGUUAUUCAAGAAAGACGUAAUUUUGGACCAUUGGGCUGGAAUAUUCCUUAUGAAUUCAAUGAAUCAGACUUACGUAUCAGUACUUUACAAUUACAGCUUUUCUUAAAUGAUUAUGAAGAAGUACCAUUUGAUGCCCUUCUUUAUUUAACGGGCGAAUGCAAUUACGGUGGUCGAGUAACUGAUGACAAGGAUAGACGUCUGUUAAAUUCGUUGCUUCAGCAAUUUUAUAAUCCUCAAGUUAUCGAUAACAAACAGUACUGUUUCUCGCCGAGUUGUAUAUAUCAAUUACCAGAAGAUACUGAUUAUGAGGGAUGUUUAAAGUACAUUCGUAAUUUGCCAAUGGAUCAACAACCAGAAGUUUAUGGUUUGCAUGAAAAUGCAGAUAUUACAAAAGAUAAUCAAGAAUCAACGCAAUUACUUGAAGGUGCUUUAUUAACACAACCACAGAUCACAGGUGUAGGAGUUGAGAGAAACAUGGAUGAAAUUGUUUUUAAUUUGUGCGCUGAUGUUUUAUUAAAAAUGCGAUCGGAAUUUGAUAUUUUGGAAGUUUCUAACAAAUAUCCAGUGUUGUAUAUGAACAGUAUGAACACAGUUCUCCGUCAAGAACUUAUUAGAUUUAAUGAUCUGAUUAGUGUGAUUAAAAGAACAUUAGCGAAUGUACAGAAAGCUAUCAAAGGAUUGGUACUAAUGUCUCCGGAAUUGGAAGAAGUUUUCACUAGUAUGAGUAUCGGCAAAAUACCCGCAUCUUGGAGUAAAAAGUCAUAUCCAUCUUUAAAACCCCUGGGAAGUUAUAUUAAUGAUUUAUUACUUAGAUUAGAAUUUUUUCAAAAUUGGAUAGAUAAAGAUGCGCCGAUUGUUUUUUGGGUAUCGGGAUUCUUUUUCACCCAAUCUUUUCUUACCGGUGUUUUACAAAAUUAUGCGCGUAAACAUAAAAUACCAAUUGACAGAUUAGAUUUUGAAUUUGAAGUAACUUCAUUUGAAUCUAGCGCAAGAGGUGCGCCUUCUUAUGGAGUUUACAUAAAAGGUCUCUUUUUGGAAGGUGCAAGAUGGAACAGAGAGAUAAAAGAAAUUGAUGAAUCAAGGCCAAAGAUAAUGUUUGAUAUUCUUCCUAUAAUAUGGUUAAAGCCAGGUAUAAAAACUGAAUUUGUAACAGAUUUCCUAUAUAAUUGCCCAGUAUACAAAACAAGUGAAAGACGUGGCGUUUUGGCUACGACCGGUCAUUCCUCCAACUUUGUACUAUAUAUUUUACUUCCAUCACAAAAGGAAGAAGCUCAUUGGAUUAAGAGAGGUGUAGCUUCUUUGUGUCAACUGGAUGACUAAACUAACAUAGUACUUUCGUGUAAGAAAUACAACUGUAAAUGUUGUGUAGUUUUAAUCAAAGAUUUUGAAACACUGUAGUCUUUUAAUGGUAGAUUAUCCAAAAUAACAGAAUUGAA